CCGCCCCCCCCCAUAUGCAGAGGCCUUUCUAGAGCGCCAGGGAGCGCGCGGCACCAGAAGCGGAAGCCGCUCGCCAUCGCACACACGCAGAGGACGCCGACAACACUACAGCAAAGGGUUUUUUAAUUAUUAUUAUUAAUUAUUAUUAUUAUUAUCAUUAAUAUUAUUUUUUCCCGUCUGGCUUUUUCCCCCGGGGGGCUUGCGGUGUGUCGAGAAAGCCGACGCGCUCCCAGGAGCUGGGAUUAUUUGCACAACGUCUGUAUAUUGAGUUCUCAAUCCUGUUUAUUUUUAUUUUUUAAGCGCAGAGGGGUUGUUGGGGUUUUUUUUCCCCUCCACACCACUCUUUUCUUGGGUUUUUUCCCCCACCGCCGUCAGCACCACCUCACUCUCCUCCCGUCCCACCAUGGCCCGGAUGAACCGCCCUGCGCCGGUGGAGGUCUGCUACAAAAACAUGAGGUUCCUGAUCACCCACAACCCCACCAAUGCCACGCUCAACACCUUCUUGGAGGACCUGAAGAAGUACGGUGCCACCACGGUGGUGCGAGUGUGUGAAGUGACCUAUGACAAGACCCCCCUGGAGAAGGAUGGCAUCACCGUCAUGGAUUGGCCGUUCGAUGAUGGAGCGCCUCCUCCCAGCAAGAUAGUGGAAGAUUGGCUCAACUUGCUGAAGACCAAGUUCUGCGAAGACCCUGGCUGCUGCGUGGCCGUGCACUGUGUGGCCGGCCUGGGGCGCGCUCCCGUCCUCGUCGCGCUGGCCUUGAUUGAGAGCGGGAUGAAGUACGAAGAUGCCAUCCAGUUCAUCCGACAGAAGCGCAGAGGAGCCAUCAACAGCAAGCAGCUGACGUACUUGGAAAAAUACCGACCAAAGCAGAGACUCCGAUUUAAGGAUCCUCAUAACCACAAGAACAAAUGCUGCAUCAUGUAACCUCAAUGACCUCUUGCCAAAAUCCGUGCACACAGGCACCCGGGCACUCACACACAUCCCACCCCCUCACCUCCUCACCCAGCCCUGUGCACCCCACACACCGCCUCACUGACAGGGCUGGGGCGGGGGGACAUGGAGCACCACCAACGUGUUCCAGCACCCACAGCACAGACAUCUUGCCGGACCCCCAAAAAAGGCUGCUCUCUCCAGCUACAGCCCUGAGGAGGCAAGGCAGCGCUGCCCUUUGACUCUUGGCGUUAGCAGGCAAUGAGCUCACGUGACGGUUCUUCAUCGCCUUCCUCCUCCUCCCUUUCCCCUCCCGUUGCACUGAGAGGGAUGGGCGGAGGGUGCUUGGUUUGGGGUGAUGCAGGCAGGGCUGUGCCAGCUGAGAAGGGAUGGGGAGCAGGAGGGCCAGAGCACCCCCAGAAAAACCCUUUCCCACCUCUUCCCUAUAAAUAAGGGCUGCAGCAGCAGGGACGAAGGUGGGGAUGGCGCAAUGGCCUCGGGGGAAGAUGGUGAUAGCAGGGAGAGGCAGUGGGGGCUCGUAGCUUGGUGCUGGCCUUGUGGCCACAGGAAGGUCUGAGCUAAGUCUCCCCAGCACCAUUCCCUUUCUCCUGGCUGCUCUACCACUUCACCAUCUCCCCGUUGCCUUGAUGCCAGCCGAGACGCUGCAGAUGGGGCUCGUUGGGGGCUUGCUGCAACGAAGGCAGAGGUGCUGGGAAACUCGGGGACAGUGGCGGGCCUUUGAGGCACCCAGCUUUGCCGGGGUGCAGGGUCAGCACUGCGUCCCCCAAAGUGUGGGGUGGUCUUAUUUAUGGCUUCCAAAUUCAAUGCACAGGGUGGUGGGUUCUCUCUUGUCGUGUCCCCAUCACCAAGCCACGGCACAAACCCCAAUUCUGGCUGUGAUGUCCUGGGGACGCAACGCAUAUCUCGGGGCACAUCCGUGUCCUCCACCGCUGCGUUUGCUGUCCGAGGGGCUGGGCUGCAGCUUUCCUGGGGGAUUUCGGGUGCUCCUGGCAGCACGUCACCAAAUUUUGCACCUGCCUUUCCCACACCCGGUGGCAUCUGUAACGCGACGCCUGGCACCCUAAAACCCCCCAGCAUGUGCCCCGGUGGAGUGGACUCAGAGCUGCCCCUGAGCCGGGACAUUAAACAUCUCUCAACUUUCUGCCUUUGAACGCUUGCAGCAGCGGGAGCGGUGGGCAUGUAGGGGGCGUGGGGGUGUUUUUUCUUUUGAUGAGGAUAAGAAGAAAUUUGCUAA
This is a messenger RNA of Pygoscelis adeliae (Adelie penguin), 2186 nucleotides long. It is a transcript of the gene PTP4A3, whose product is annotated as protein tyrosine phosphatase type IVA, member 3. The record is from RefSeq and is a predicted model, not a curated record. Gene Ontology annotation, cellular component: nucleus. NCBI's taxonomy places the organism in Eukaryota, Metazoa, Chordata, Aves, Sphenisciformes, Spheniscidae. Gene Ontology annotation, molecular function: protein tyrosine/serine/threonine phosphatase activity. Bases 404 to 925 code for a protein of 173 amino acids. The transcript has 5 exons. Gene Ontology annotation, biological process: protein dephosphorylation; endothelial cell migration.